This is a messenger RNA of Acyrthosiphon pisum (pea aphid), 969 nucleotides long. Its product is annotated as eukaryotic translation initiation factor 2-alpha kinase 3-like. Gene Ontology annotation, biological process: regulation of translational initiation by eIF2 alpha phosphorylation. Gene Ontology annotation, cellular component: nucleus; cytoplasm. The transcript has 5 exons. Gene Ontology annotation, molecular function: eukaryotic translation initiation factor 2alpha kinase activity; ATP binding. The record is from RefSeq and is a predicted model, not a curated record. Lineage: Eukaryota; Metazoa; Arthropoda; Insecta; Hemiptera; Aphididae. The coding region runs from base 37 to 849 and encodes 270 amino acids.
UAUCAAAAUGAAAAUGUACAAUCUGUUCAAAAAAAAAUGGAUAAUUUUAAAUCACACUAUUUGCAACAUUUUGAAACAAUACGUUGCCUAGGAAAAAGAGGUUUUGGGAUUGUAUUUGAGGCUAGAAAUAAAUUAGAUGACGGAAAAUAUGCUAUGAAAAAAAUACCUUUUCCAUCACGACAAGAAUCUAGAGACCGUGUAUUACAUGAAGUUAAAGCAUUACCAGAGUUAGAUCAUGAAAAUAUUGUCAAGUAUUUCAAUGCUUGGUUAGAAGAACCUCCUAGAAGUUGUCAAGAAGAAACGGAUAAUCAGUGGAUGUCAUACUCUAAUUGUAUGGACACAAGUAGUAAUAUAACAACUGGUCCAACAGAUACAACAAGAGACUCUCGUAAGGAACAAAAAGCAACUAUACAAUAUUUGUACAUACAAAUGGAGCUUUGUCAGACACAUAGUUUAAUUGAAAGACUGAAGAAUGGUACUCUUUGUAGAGAUAUCAUUUAUAUUUUGAAUAUUUUCAACCAAAUUAUAGAAGGUGUUGAAUAUAUUCAUUCACAAAAAUUCAUACAUAGGGAUUUAAAGCCUUCAAAUAUAUUAUUUAUAUCAGAUGACCAAAUUAAAAUUGGCGAUUUUGGUUCAGUUACAAAAAUGAUAAAAUCUGAUAUAUGGAAUGAAUAUGAUAGUAAACAAAGAUGUUUAAAUGAACAACAUACUAAUCAAGUUGGCACACAAUUGUAUAUGAGUCCAGAACAGAUACUUGGAAAACCGUACAAUUUUAAAGUGGAUAUAUAUUCCCUGGGAAUUAUACUUUUUGAAUUGCUCAAUUCUUAUAAUAUUAUAAUAAAUUACUAGAAAUAUUGAGUUAUUCACGAAGGAUCACUUUUAGGGAAAAUAUAAAGAAUUAUUAAAAAUAAUAGAAAUGACAUGGGAUCCCAACUACGUACUCGAUUACCCUAAAUAAAUAUAUAUAAC